CAAAUCAGUAACCAAAUUGUCAGUAUACAAGUCAGAUCACCCUCUCACUUUGGGAUCAUUUAAUUUAUAGUAAUUCCAGUCAACGAUGAACUAAUAUCAGUGAGUCAAAAGUACGCGCGAUAUGAAUACCUCCAUGCAGUGCCACAACAUGUGCCCCAAUAUAAACGACUCCAAGCAGUGCCCCGACACGUGUCCCAAUAUGAAUGACCUCAUGCAGUGCCACAUCUUUCCCAACACUUUCGACUUUAGAGGUUGCCUGGAGUACGACCAGAGCAAUCCGUGCUGUAACCCGCGUUUUCACAUAGAAGGGUAUGAUACGGUACCACCUACACAACAAUGUCCUCCCAUGCAUCCAUAUCCACCGCAACCCUGUACUCCUUCACCUCAAUACCCGGGACAAUGCACUGCUCCUCCACCUGCACCACCAAAUAUUAGCCAUGCAACGCAACAAUCGCGCCAGAGGGCAAGCCGCUCGAAGCACCCACACAAAAAGCACGCACCUCUCUGCUCUGUGGUCACCAUCUUCCGUCGUAGUACAAGUUUUGCAAGUUCCACUAAGAGUUCCAAUGGCGUUGUGGCCGUGGGUCGAUAUCGGCAUUCGCGUAGAUGUCAUCAUAUGCGUAAACAUUCACAUCGGCGACAUCAUACUGGUGAAAGCAUAGGUGAACCAACAGGCUUCACACCAAUGAACAAUCAGUACACCGACAUCAAUGGGAUACCCGAAGUGACUUGCCCUGACACCAUGAAUACUGAUGGUUCGAUGUAUAACGGCAACACCUUUGCUCAGCCCAUAUACCCGAACCCUUACGGUUCGUACCAGUGUUACAACCAGUAUAUGAUCUUUCCAAGUCCAAACAAUAACAAUUUUUACCAGCCUCAAGCGGUAACACCAGCAAUACCAAUUUGGAACUGCAUGAACUAUUUUUGAUAUUUGAACGAAACUAUAAAAUUUGGGUGGAAUUAAGAAACUAUACAUGUUAACGCAAAAUAAAUUUUUCUUGAAUUGCUUUUAAA
This is a messenger RNA of Dalotia coriaria, 1014 nucleotides long. RefSeq lists its product as uncharacterized. The record is from RefSeq and is a predicted model, not a curated record. Bases 122 to 928 code for a protein of 268 amino acids. NCBI's taxonomy places the organism in Eukaryota, Metazoa, Arthropoda, Insecta, Coleoptera, Staphylinidae. The transcript is spliced from 3 exons.